Messenger RNA from Lactuca virosa, 1041 nucleotides. Lineage: Eukaryota; Viridiplantae; Streptophyta; Magnoliopsida; Asterales; Asteraceae. The record is from the annotation of a GenBank genome assembly.
AUGAACAGGAGCAAAAUUUGGAGCAAGCUAUUGCUUACUAUGAUAAAGCAUCUGAUCUUUUUCAAGGUGAAGGAAGUAACAACUUCUGCAAACCAAUGCAAGCAGAAAAUCGCACAAUUUUCAGCUCAAUUGGAACAAUAUCAGAAAGCUAUAGAGAUAUAUGAAGAGAUAGCAAAACAGUCUCUGAAUAAUAACUUGCUAAAAUAUGGAGUGAGAGGGCAUUUAUUAAAUGUUGGGAUUUGCCAACUCUGUAAAGGUGAUGGAAACACUGGAGGUGAAGAUCGUGAUGCCUCCAUUGAUGCUUUUAAUAAGCCAGGAGUGAUGCAAUGUCCAAACUGUAGGAAAAUUGAGAAAGGUCGGUGGCUUUAUGCAUAUGGUUGUCGACCAUAUCCUGAAUUCAGUAUGGAUGACUGGACACAUGAUGAAGAUCUGUAUGAUUUCAGCUAUUCUGAAUCAUCAAUGUGGUGCUCCUUUGGUGGAUUUACUCGGCUUACUGCCUCUUUUGAUGAAAAUCUGACCCUUAAGUCUGAGAUUAACCGACUCACUGACAACUCAGAGAAACUCAAGCUUCAAAACGCCAAACUAACUGAAAAACUGAGGAACGUGCAAGAAGAAAAUGACACAGAAGAUAAGAAAAGAUUUGGUGAUCGGGUUGCAUUGGUGGGUCCACAUCAUGACCCACCUACAAAUAUGACAUACAACCAGGUAGAGGAGGAUAUUUUGAAUUUCUCUGAAGGUUUAAGAGUUAUUGGAAUCAAACCAUGUGAAAAAGUUGCACUCUUUGCUGACAAUUCAUGCAGAUGUCUUGUUGCUGAUCAAGGUUAUAGCAUACUGACCAAUGCCAAUCAGAAGGAGAAGUUUGAGGCCGACUUGAAGAAGGAGAUUAAGAAACUUCAGAGUGCCUCUUAUGAGCAGGCUCUGAUGGACGCCCGCAAGCUUAUUGAGCGAGAAAUGGAACCAGACAAAAGCUUUCUCCAAAGAAGGCCUAGGACAACAACCCACAACGGAUCCAAAGGAGAAAGAAGCCAAGUCAGAGACUAG